CCCCCUUCCCUUCCCCCACCACCUCUCUCCCUCUCUCCCUCUCUCUCUCUCUCUCUCUCUCUCCGCGCUUGAGGUUGGCGUCGGAGUAGAUUUCCAAGAGCCCUCUCUCUCUCUCUAUUCGUCUCUUGGAUAUGGCAUCUCAGCCGACAGGUGGCAGUCCUCCUAAACCUUGGGAACAAGAAGGAAAUACAUCUGGUCCUAAUCCUUUCAGGCCUCCUUCAAAUACUAGCACGGCUGGUUCAGUUGAAGCUUCUGGCACAGCUAAUCCUGGUGAAGUUGUUUCAUCCAUAAACAGGACUAAUACAUCUCCUAAUAUGAAUGCAUUGAGUAGGCCUGUACCGACUAGACCUUGGGAGCAGCAGAAUUACGGGACCACUAUGGGAGGUUAUGGUUCAAAUCUAGGGGUGAAUUCUGGGUAUGGGUCAGGUACAUAUGGUUCAGCAUUAGGUGGGUAUGGUUCAUCAUAUGGUGGUGGAAUGUAUGGAGGUAGUAGCAUGUAUAGAGGAGGUUACGGUGGCGGUGGUGGUCUAUAUGGAAGUUCGGGCGGCAUGUAUGGUGGAGGUGGGAUGUAUGGUGGCACGAUGGGUGGUUAUGGGAUGGGUAUGGGAACGGGAAUGGGGAUGGGGAUGGGGAUGGGAAUGAGUCCUUAUGGUGGUCAAGAUCCAAAUGACCCUUAUAAUCAACCUCCAUCUCCACCAGGCUUCUGGAUUUCAUUUCUCCGUGUGAUGCAAGGUGCUGUGAAUUUCUUUGGCCGUGUAGCGAUGCUUAUAGAUCAAAACACGCAGGCCUUUCACAUGUUCAUGUCUGCGCUUCUUCAGCUGUUUGAUCGUGGUGGUAUGUUAUAUGGAGAAUUAGCAAGAUUUGUAUUACGUAUACUUGGGGUGAGAACAAAGCCUAGAAAGAUGCAGCAGCCACCACAAGGGCCCAACGGACUCCCUUUACCCCACCAGCCAAAUAGAAACCAGAACUACAUCGAGGGGCCUAAAGCUGCUGCACCAGCACCAGGUGGUGGCGGUGGUUGGGACAAUGUAUGGGGAAACUAAAUGAUACCCAAAUCCUUCAGCAUUGCUUUAUAUACACCAUGAAAACCCAGUUGGUUACUGAUAGAAGACAAGUCGUGCAGCAGCCUGCAACGCAGAUUGGGAUAUACGAAAGCCAGAUAUUUGUUUACAAAUCGAGUCUCUUCUUCUCUUCUCUCCAUCUCUCUACUCAGUUUUCUGGUUGUGUGAUAAACAAACCGCUGAUAGAUGUCGAACUCAAUAAAAUGGAAAGUGAAGUUUAAGUGUGUUAAAUUAAAGACCUUUCUAUUGAUAUAUUUUUAUAAUAUUCGA
Messenger RNA from Camelina sativa (false flax), 1331 nucleotides. Its product is annotated as peroxisomal membrane protein 13. The record is from RefSeq and is a predicted model, not a curated record. NCBI's taxonomy places the organism in Eukaryota, Viridiplantae, Streptophyta, Magnoliopsida, Brassicales, Brassicaceae. Gene Ontology annotation, biological process: protein import into peroxisome matrix, docking. Gene Ontology annotation, cellular component: peroxisome; peroxisomal importomer complex; peroxisomal membrane.